UCCAGCUUGGGUUCCUCCUCUCUAUCCUUUCACAAGUUCCUCCCAAAUUCUUAGCGUCUCUCUUUCGUGUUCAAUAUUUCUGUCCUUGAGAAAGAAAUAUAAAGAAAAAGAACGGAGGCAGCAAUGUGCUUGACUUGUGACUUAAGAUCUAGGAUGUUCUAAGAAUGCGAUAUGGACGGGUGUUAAUGAUAUAAAGUUGUUUUGUUUGAUAGUCCUUCAUCUUAUUGAUACGGAUGAGUCAUGCGCGAAUGAUGAUAUGACAUGUAAGAUGUGUCUUUUUCUUUUUUUUCUUGACCCGCUUCGAUUGAUCUCGUGGUUGCUCUCCCUUUCCUUGCUUGGCUCUUUUCUUGGACUUCUGAGCUCUCACGGCGAAUUGGAUCAAAUAAUUGUCGAAUCCAUCGAUUGAUUUCAUUUGAUGGGCGUGGAUCUAUGAUCGAUCCGAAGUCAGUGGCGCAAGAAGAAGAGGAGAUGAACGCGAGCCGCCCGGCGGUGCACCCGGUUGAGGCCACGCCGCCGCUCACGGAGGCUGCAGGUAACCCCUUGAUGGUGCGGAUGAAGGACGUCCAGGGCUCGCCGGCGACCCCUGGUGGCCUCGCCCUCCGCCUUUCCCAGUCUUUCCUCGCCGCCGCCGCCCUCUGUGUAAUGGUCACCACCGCGGAUUUCGCUUCCGUCACCGCCUUCUGCUACUUUGUGGCAGCAGUCAUCUUGCAAUGCUCGUGGAGUCUUUUAUUAGCUUUUGUGGAUUUGUAUGCUCUUCUAGUCAAGCGUUGCUUGCGGAACUCGUCUGUGCUUUUCUUGUUCACCAUUGGUGAUGGGAUCACUUCCACGCUGACAUUUACAGCAGCCUGUGCAUCUGCUGGCAUCACAGUUUUUAUCAGUAAUGAUAUGAACAAAUGUGCUGGGAACCACUGCACAAGCUUUGAGACUGCCACAGCAAUGGCCUUCCUAUGCUGGUUUGCUGUCUGCCCAAGUUUUCUGUUGAAUUUUUGGUCGCUCGCUUCUCGAUAAGAAGAAAAUCAAUGUUUUUCUUUUUAUUAGUUGCACCUAGCAGUGUGAUCCAUAUUAUCUUUUUUUUGUGUGUGUUUGUAAAUCACUAAAGAAGACCCUGUGAACUGUCAUAUGUAUAUACAGUAACUAGGAUUGAGGAUAUUGGAUAUUAAUACAGUAAAAAGAAAAGUAUUCCAAUUUGCUAAGUGCUUGAUUUUCCAAA
Messenger RNA from Elaeis guineensis (African oil palm), 1210 nucleotides. Its product is annotated as CASP-like protein 5A1. Lineage: Eukaryota; Viridiplantae; Streptophyta; Magnoliopsida; Arecales; Arecaceae. The record is from RefSeq and is a predicted model, not a curated record. Gene Ontology annotation, cellular component: membrane.